Setaria italica (foxtail millet) is the source of this 1104-nucleotide messenger RNA. Its product is annotated as probable calcium-binding protein CML36. NCBI's taxonomy places the organism in Eukaryota, Viridiplantae, Streptophyta, Magnoliopsida, Poales, Poaceae. The coding region runs from base 167 to 715 and encodes 182 amino acids. Gene Ontology annotation, molecular function: calcium ion binding. The record is from RefSeq and is a predicted model, not a curated record. The transcript has a single exon.
UACUCGGGUCGAUCGUCUUCGUCGUCCCGCGACCUCCCUAGCUAUAAACGCAUCGUCUUCUCCACCCCUCACCUUCCUACCUCCUUCCCUUCUAAUUAGAGUCCUAGAGUCCUACUUCGAUCAUCUCGUCGAUUCGAUCCCUCGGGUUGAAGGUAGCAUCACCGCCAUGAAGCUUGGCGUGCCGUUCUUCGGUUCCUCCGGCGCCAAGAAGGAGGUCAGCAAGAGGACGAGGUCGAAGAACGGCAAGAGCGCCUCCUUCGGCUCCACCACGUCGUCUUCGUCCGAUGAGUGUGCGACCGUCACGAAGCGGCGCACCGUCCUGCCGCCGUCGGCAUCAGCGUCGGCUUCCGGGGCCAAGAGAAACCCGGCGCCCGUGACGAGGGAGGACCUGGAGAUCGCCCUGAGGCGGGUGGUCUCGAGCGAGGCGGAGCUGGCGGCGAUGCUCGCCGAGGCGGAGGCGGCCGGCCUCGCGCUGGAGGAUAUCGCGGCGGCGGAGGUGGAGGACGUGGGCGAGCUCAGGGAGACGUUCGCGGUGUUCGACGCCGACGGGGACGGCAGGAUCUCGGCCGAGGAGCUCCUGGCGGUGCUCGCGUCGCUCGGCGACGACCGGUGCUCCGUCGAGGACUGCCGGCGCAUGAUCGGCGGCGUGGACGUCGACGGCGACGGCUUCGUGUGCUUCAACGAGUUCACGCGCAUGAUGACGCAAGGGGUUUGAUAUGUCGGGUGUUGACGUGCCGUUGAUCCAUAUUUGUGCUGCUUUUAUGUGCAGCUGUUCUUUUGGUGGUCGUACGUCCAUGUCAAUACCUGUGUCCUCCGUCGUGCGAGGUGAAUCCAAAUUCCAACAGGAGUGCCUACCUCUAUUUUGUUCUUUUCGAAAUUCGAUCGGCCGUCAUAUAAUUUGUUUGUUUGGCUUGGCGAAUUGAGUGUUUUGAUACGUACACCACGUAGGGAUUCACCGGGCUCAAGGCUCAUUAUGUGGUAAUAAAGGAUAUACCUAGAGUUUGAAUUACACCCCAUCGCUUGGUAGGGUUUUGGAUUCUAGAAUUUCUGUUUAUUAUUCUGUUUUUCUGCUGAAUCAGAAUCAAAUCAUCCAAUGUUUGUUUA